Molecule: messenger RNA, 4660 nt
Organism: Xiphias gladius (swordfish)
Lineage: Eukaryota; Metazoa; Chordata; Actinopteri; Istiophoriformes; Xiphiidae
Gene: cers3a
Product: ceramide synthase 3a
Exons: 11
Coding region: 311-1501 (396 amino acids)
Biological process (GO): ceramide biosynthetic process
Cellular component (GO): membrane
Molecular function (GO): DNA binding; sphingosine N-acyltransferase activity
Source: RefSeq, a predicted model, not a curated record
ACACAAGGCUGGCUUUGUCCAUGGAUUCAUGCUGUUGACGAAGCAGAAACCCAUUCUUCAGUUUAAAUGCCAAGUGGUUAUGUAGCAUAAUAUUCAGUCAGAAAUUAACCAUCUUUCCAAGCAAGGCUGAAGGGGGCCGCGGAUUUCUCUGCAGAGUUUGAAUUAUCCACAUUGAUUUUCUUCAGUACCACUGCAGUAAAGCAGGGACAUGUAUAAAGUGAGGACAAGGGGUGGAAGCCCCCCUGAUAUGCUUGUGUUGUUGUAAUGCAGCAUAGUUUUGGUGACCUGGUGGCUCCGUUAGGGUGGAGGAAUGUUUGACACGCUGUAUGAGUGGUUCUGGUGGGACAAAAUUUGGCUGCCAGCAAACCUGACUUGGGAUGACCUGUUGGACAGGGAGGGCCGGGUCUAUGCCAAAGCCUCACAUCUCUACGUCACCGUCCCCUACGCCUUUGCCUUCUUAUUCAUCAGAUACCUGUUUGAAAGGUGGAUAGCAACACCCCUCGCAAUCUCCGCGGGGAUCAGGCAGAGAGUCCAUCUGAAAGCAGAGGACAACCCCAUUCUGGAACUAUACUACACUACUCAGUGUAGAAAUCCUGCUCAGGCAGACGUUGAUGGGCUGUCUAAGAAAAGCAGUUUGUCAGUGAGACAAGUUGAACGCUGGUUCAGAAGAAGACGCAGUCAGGACCGUCCUGGAGUCCUGAAGAAGUUCAGAGAGGCUAGUUGGAGGUUUGUCUUCUACCUGUCUGCGUUCAUUGGAGGAAUAGCAGCACUGUACGAUAAAGAAUGGUUUUAUGACACUCGGGAAGUAUGGACAGGUUUUCCAAAGCAGUCCAUGCUGGAGUCCCAGUACUGGUAUUAUAUCUUGGAGAUGAGUUUCUAUGGCUCUCUUCUCUUCAGCAUUGCCUUUGAUGUCAAGAGAAAGGACUUUAAGGAACAAAUCAUCCACCACUUGGCCACACUGGUCCUCUUAUCAUUUUCCUGGUGUGUCAACUACAUUCGUAUUGGAACACUAGUUAUGCUCAUCCAUGAUGCCUCUGAUGUGUUAAUGGAGUCUGCCAAAUUAUUCAACUAUGCCAAAUGGGAGAAAGCCUGCAAAACUCUUUUUGUUCUGUUUGCCAUUGUGUUUAUGGUAACACGACUGAUCAUCUUUCCAUUUUGGCUGAUCCACUGUACCUGGGUUUACCCCAUUCACCACUACCCCGCCUUCUUUGGCUACUAUUUCUUCAAUGUGAUGCUGGUGGUCCUCCUCUGUCUUCACAUAUUUUGGGCUUACCUCAUUCUCUGCAUGAUCAGGAAAUUCAUGUUUGGCAAUCUGACCAGAGAUGAGAGAAGUGAUAAUGAAGAGGAAGAGGAGGAAGAGAGCAGCUCAACAGAAGACGAAGUCGUAGGACAGCACAAGCUUGGCAAUGGAUUGGCAGUUGAUGAGAAGGGGGACAAGAACGGCUGCUUUGGAUGCUUGUCUCCGCCAGAGAACAUGUGCCAGUCAAAGACUGUGUACUGACUCAUGCUCAGUAUGAUCAGUGAAACUGUAAAUGACAGAAACAGAACAAUGCUAAAUACAUUUAAUCCAAUAUGGACUAAAAAAUAAGAAAAACGUGUGAUUUAUUCCUUCAGAUGGUAGAACAAAACCUAACCCAAAUAAGCCUUGCUGUUCUCACAGCAAUUUGACCUGCGCUUACAUAUAGGGAGAGAGACUUUGAGAUGUUUUUGGCUCUCUGUUCCUCCCCAGUGUUGUCAGUGGCAGCACUUCACUCGACAGCCCUGCAGGUCAAAAGAGACCAGUGAACCAAAUGAGCAAACCAAACACAAACCCCACUGUGUGCUCAUCAUCACAUCUAAUUUGUUCUGUGUUGUUUGUGAAGUGCAGAGCCAGUGUACUGUGAACCAUCCCCCCAGCUGCUUUGCCUCACCAAUUCAUCCAUCGAGGCCUGCUGGCUUUUAUAUCAACCCUCUGUCGGCUUGCACUGCUUAUUUACCGUAUGGUCAUAGGGAGAUGAAUGGGAACCAGAUCCUGUGUAUAUAUCCUGUUAGCUCCAAGUUCUUAUCAAGUACAGUGCGCCCAAAGACCCCAUUCUGGAAUAAUACUAAGUGACUGCAGGUUUUCUGUAUGUCAGUUAGUUUGUAGUGAUUUUAUUAAAUACAUCAUACACCAUGUGUAUAUAGUAAAAUAAUGUCUUAAAACUAGAUUUUGACAAAGGUCUCUGCGAGUCAGGGCCACAAGUUUAAGUAAUGAUACAGGACCUGGUUUGUUAUUUCCCCCCCAAAAUUGCAAAUAAUAUAUUACCAAAACCAUUGGACAUGCAUUGAUCCUGGGAGUUAUGGAGGCCCUGACAGUCUGGGAUUUUGGGGCAUUUGCCAGCUUUGCAUGUUUGGUAAUCCAUUUUUGGGCCCAUAGUUGUAGAAUGUGUUUUGCCUGGAUUCUCUGACUGGAAGAAUGGAGUCAUUUCAGAUGCUAACAAGGCAAUAGUUCAUCAUUUUUUCUAAUUUCUGGAACUACCAUUCAUUUGUAUGCUAAAUUCAAAAUAGACAUAAAAAGUGAUGGAAAGACACAUACUUCUUGAUAAUGUGUGCAAAAUAAUACCCUCUUUCAGGGCUUUAGUGUUGUUGAGUCUAACAAGUCGUCUUCUUCUUUCUUGAUUGGAGAAAAAAGUUUGCUUAUUUUACUUUGGUUUGGUGUCUAACACUAUAACUCUUUCCAUUUUCACAUAUGAUGAGCCAAAGUUAAUCCAGAAAUUCUGGGUUCCGUUGCAGAAGUAAGAAAACCUAUUUCAAAAUCUCAUUGAUAUUUGUAGCAAUGUUAAUAAAAAUCUAGCCCUGGAAUAGAGGCUUUCUUAACAGUAUGUCAUGGAGCUUGAAUCAAAUGUUUAGAUUAGGAUGGCAAUUUUUUGAAAAAUGAACUAAUAUUGUUGUUUAUUUAAUAUGUCUGGUUUUAUCAGUCUUUAAUGCAGAGGUGUUCAGUACAUGCACAAAUGAAUCAACAGACCUAAAACUGUACUGACUACUCUGAAUCAGAAUCAGUGCUGAACUAUGCGGCUGCCUGAAUGGUGAUGAGUUCACUUCCUGCUGUACAUACUGAAUUGUUUUUGUACAGCCUGAAGUCCUUUUGAACAGUGAUCCAUUCACUAACUGAUAGGCGCACUGGACUGCAUUUGAGCGAUGAUGCAUUCACUUGCUGAUGUAUGUACUGAUGUGCAUUUCAAUGAUGGCGCGACAAUUUAGAUUAGGAGAAAAAUGAACAAACAACAUAGUCACUGACCAGGAAUCUUUUAAUUGAAUUGAAUGAAGUGAUUUGAAGCAAAGCGAUUUGUGAUUUCCACCUGCACUUUAGCAUACACCAUUUCCCACAAGCUCUAGACCUUCUCAGAUUUAAUGUCACGGAUCGAAAGAGGAGGAGACAAAUUCAUGUGCCAGUUGAGUGUCUGCAGUUAGCCAACAACUAAAAAACUGGGAAAAAUUAAUGCAGAAGAGAGCUUUGAUGAUUUUUAUAGAUAUGGCAAAAAGCAAAUGGCCAAAACAAAAUUCCGAUGAAAUUGGUACUUACGCUUGUGAAUUUUCAUGAGAGUUGUAGUUUUUUCUGUGCACAAAAAUCAUUGUUUUAAAGAAAUGCUGAAUGAGAGAUUGCAGUGAGUUACAGAAUGUAGUGGAACAGAGGCUACAACAUUCAAAAUUGUUUUUUUUUGGAGUGUGACCACAGUCAUUCUAUAAGCUUAAACCACAUUUUUAUUAUUGUUUACAUUUUGAUGAAAGUCCCGUAACCUCAGUGAAGUAGUCACUUUAAACCAAAUGACAAUGUUUCCCUAACCCUAACAAAGUCUUUAUUUCAACCCAAACCAUGAUCCAUCCAUAAACCUAACCAAAUCCUAACUAUAGCCAGAGGUGUAGUGGUGUGUAUACACAGGUAUACAGCAUAUACCCACCUCUGGGAAGGCGGAUUUAGUGUAUACCUACUGAAAAAGAGCUAGCUAGUAAAAAAUGGCAAAGCACAUCUUGCAGACUACAAGCUACCAUGUUAAUAAAUAAAAUAACCUGUGAAGACCACAGCUUUCUCAGUUUUGGUCUGGGUUGUGUCUAAUGCAACAUGGCUAGGCCACACGGUAAGGAAUUGUCUGACCAAGUAGGAAACCAGAGGGUGAGACUUCUUAAAGAUGGGAGAGGGUACAAGAGAAUCAGCAAGCUACUGAAAAUAAAUGAAUAAAUAAUAAGCCAAAACCACUAACAGAAUGGUUUACGAGAUAUAACAAGAGCCAUACUACCAAUAACAGAAGGGACAGCAGGCGUCCUCAAAAAAUGGCAACAUGCAGAAUUCGAUAUUUACACAACCUUGCACUGAAAAACAGACAGGUAAGUGCUUCUGACGUGGCACAUGAAUUAUAUGUGGGAAUCAGUGUUUCAGUGAGUGAUCAGACAGUGCCAAGGACAUUGCAUGAAGUCAACCUAUACGGAUGGUGUCCAGGAACAAAAGAGGUGUAAGUAUCUAACACGUCACAAUGUAGUACAUUCAAACAAAAUUAUCAUCGUCAAAUUCCAAACAAAGCCAUUGUGAGUAAUGCCACUAAUAGCAUGAGCAGAUAAGGAAAUAUUUCAAGAUUUUGAUAAGUAAAUUCAAUAUGUACUAGCCAGGAGUGUCUAUCAAGUCUAUCAUUUAACCUAACAACGCCAG